AUGUCUCUAGCUACGAGCGUUGACGCCCCUCUAUGCCCCGAUUGGGUGUUUGUUUCCUCCGCCAACCGCUCGCCUAAUCGUUCGGGCGUAUCGAACUAUGGGUCUAUCCACCUCCAGCAAGUCUUGCACGCCCCUAACGUUGUCUGCAACAUCAUCGGGAUACCGAUGUGCCAAAGAGAUGGGUACACAUUGUCAGUUCGCUCAGGGCAAGGGAAGUCGAACGGCACAAUUGCAGAUGAGAGGGGUAGACAAGUGGGGUAUCUCCGGCCCGGGGAGAAAUGGCUUCGACUCAAAGUGAGGGGCCAUCCUGUAGGGCCGCGGCUGGGAGCAAGUUCCAUGCAGAAAGGCCAUAUGUAUAUGCUUGGUGUUCAAUGGGAUGUGAGUGAACAGCGCAGAUGGCUGGGCUUCUUGGCUAGGAAGAGUUUGGUAAACGAUGCCCCAGAGAGUACGGCCCCGACCAGUACGACAGUGAGCGAUGAGGUCCCACCCCUUACAUCAGAUGAGAAAGACUAUUUGAAAAGGAACUGGGGCGACGAAUACCACCUCCUCAUCCAACAUGGUCUCAGCAUUUACAAGGACGAGGACCGUGCAGUAGGCCGAGAAUUGCUACGUGCCACCAGACUCAUGGAUGGUGAGGGCGAGGACGACGAGGACGAAGAGGACGACGAAGACGUCGACGAAUUCAGCUCCUUCGAAGGCCAUCAAGUGGAUUACAAUUUCUCCGAGAAGGAGCUCGACUGGAUAGAGCGUAACUUUGGCACAGCGGUAAACUUCAUGCAAACGUAUGGCCUGAAGUUCUACGUGGACGAAGAUUGCGAGGAGGCGAAGAUAAUUGCCCGUGCUAUGAUGGAGGAUGAUCAUGUUUGA
This is a messenger RNA of Aaosphaeria arxii CBS 175.79, 867 nucleotides long. RefSeq lists its product as uncharacterized. Bases 1 to 867 code for a protein of 288 amino acids. NCBI's taxonomy places the organism in Eukaryota, Fungi, Ascomycota, Dothideomycetes, Pleosporales. The transcript has 2 exons. The record is from RefSeq and is a predicted model, not a curated record.